Molecule: messenger RNA, 2102 nt
Organism: Chelmon rostratus (copperband butterflyfish)
Lineage: Eukaryota; Metazoa; Chordata; Actinopteri; Chaetodontiformes; Chaetodontidae
Gene: idh3g
Product: isocitrate dehydrogenase (NAD(+)) 3 non-catalytic subunit gamma
Exons: 13
Coding region: 13-1203 (396 amino acids)
Biological process (GO): isocitrate metabolic process; tricarboxylic acid cycle
Cellular component (GO): mitochondrion
Molecular function (GO): oxidoreductase activity, acting on the CH-OH group of donors, NAD or NADP as acceptor; NAD binding; magnesium ion binding
Source: RefSeq, a predicted model, not a curated record
UUCAAAAUCAAGAUGGCUGCCCCCAGUGCUGUGCUUUCGAUGUCCAAAAUCAUUAAACCUUUUUUGGGUGGACACCUUGGAAAUACUGUGAAAGUAUUUGGAACAACUCUGACAAGUCACAGGAAUAAGACCUUGCUAACUGGAGAAAACAUUCCCCCUCCUGCAAAGUAUGGAGGCAGACACACUGUGACCCUCAUACCUGGAGAUGGGAUCGGGCCAGAGCUGCUCAGUCAUGUCAGAGAGGUUUUCAGGUUCAGCUGUGUUCCAGUGGACUUCGAAGUGGUGCAUGUCAACUCUGCUGUGGAGACUGAAGAUGAUAUCAAUAAUGCCAUCACUGCCAUCCGCCGUAAUGGAGUUGCCCUCAAAGGCAACAUAGAAACCAAACAUACCAUGGCGCCAUCUGUUAAAUCCAGAAAUAAUCUCCUUCGCACAAGCUUAGACCUGUAUGCCAAUGUGAUGCACUGCCAGUCCCUCCCAGGAGUCCAGACUCGCCACAAGAACAUUGACAUCAUGAUCAUCAGGGAGAACACAGAGGGAGAGUACAGCAGUCUGGAGCACGAGAGUGUAGCAGGAGUCGUGGAGAGUCUCAAGAUCAUCACCAGGAACAAUUCCCUCAGGAUCGCUGACUACGCCUUCCGACUGGCCAGGGAGAAAGGCCGUUGUAGGGUCACUGCCGUACACAAGGCCAACAUCAUGAAGCUCGGCGAUGGCUUGUUCCUGCAGUGUUGCAGAGAAGUGGCCUCUGGCUACCCAGACAUCACAUUUGACAGCAUGAUUGUGGACAACACCACCAUGCAGUUGGUGUCAAAGCCCCAGCAGUUCGAUGUGAUGGUGAUGCCCAAUCUAUAUGGGAAUGUGGUGAGCAAUGUGUGUGCAGGCCUGGUGGGAGGGCCUGGCCUUGUUCCCGGGGCUAAUUAUGGCCGUGUUUAUGCUGUCUUUGAAACGGCCACAAGGAACACAGGGAAGAGUAUUGCGGACAGGAAUAUUGCUAACCCCACUGCCAUGCUGCUAGCCAGCUGCAUGAUGCUGGACCACCUGAAGCUUUAUGACUACGCAAACUUGAUCCGAAAUGCAGUCCUCACCACCAUGAAUGAAACCAGGUUGCACACAGCUGAUAUCGGGGGUCAGGGCACCACGUCAGAGGUGGUCCAGUCCAUCAUGAGGAUCAUCCAGAGUAAAGGGCAGCUCACAGCUGAGCUCUGAACAUGCACACUCAUCAGAGGUGUGAGUUUGGACAGGUGUCUUUAUCUGGGAUGGGUGUACAGUAAGAAAGAGCAUGUUCAUGCAUAUGUGUUUCCAUAGCGUUGGGUCUGGUCACUGACAUCAGAAUUGUUCCUUUUUUUUUGUCUCGCUCACACGGCUUAUUGACCAGUUCACUGUACACGACCUUUUAUCCACACCUGUGUGUUUCACAUGUAAUAAUGACCUUUCCCAGGCUGAAUUUGAAACAGUUUGCUUUUUUCAUUCCAAUCUCACUCCUAUUCGAUGAUAAAUCGUGCUGUGAAAGGAUAGGUUGAGUCCAUCAGGUUCAUGCAGUUAAAAAUCUGUGUUCUUACAAAUUGUUAUGAAACAUAAAAAGGUCUCUUUUGCAGUAUCACCAAACAUGUGUUCUGGUCAGAAGUAUCCUAAUACAUACAUGCACUGUCCACUCUGCAUUCUUCAUUGUGGAUCUUUAUUUAUUUUCUAAAUGAUGACUAUGUUACAGCCUUUUCAAUCAACCAAAAUGUGCAAUGUGCAUUUAACAGCUUCACUUUUUUUGUCAUUCUGUAACUAAAAUAUCAAGUUAUCUGUUAUUUACUGUAUUGUCCUGUGUGUUCACAUCAGAUCAACUGUACUAUAACAAAUAGUGUGAUGUAGCCAUUUCAUAUAUACUGUAUCAUCAGAGGAGGUGUACAUCAAGUAACUGCUGUCAAGGCUGAGCUGCUUGUGCCAUAACAUAACUUUUCGCCAAAGUUUGGAUCAAAUCCUGAAAAAAUACUGUUGUCUUAAAGUCUCACAAGGCAAGAGAUAAAGGUUAUGAAAAUACUGUUUUUAUUAUAGCUGUGGAUGGGUAUAUAUACUGUAUAACACAAAUAUUAUCAAUAAAGAAAUAAUCUACCUUA